Hemiscyllium ocellatum (epaulette shark) is the source of this 1497-nucleotide messenger RNA. Its product is annotated as cytochrome P450 26B1-like. The coding region runs from base 1 to 1497 and encodes 498 amino acids. Gene Ontology annotation, molecular function: oxidoreductase activity, acting on paired donors, with incorporation or reduction of molecular oxygen; heme binding; monooxygenase activity. The record is from RefSeq and is a predicted model, not a curated record. NCBI's taxonomy places the organism in Eukaryota, Metazoa, Chordata, Chondrichthyes, Orectolobiformes, Hemiscylliidae. Gene Ontology annotation, biological process: sterol metabolic process. The transcript is spliced from 6 exons.
AUGGCCUUAGCAGCGCUCUUGGCAUUGCUGAUCAGUCUUUGCAUUGUUCUGACCCCCGUAGCCGUCCUUGUGAGUGCUUGCAUCUAUCUCUGGCAACUUCGAUGGAAUGGAAAGAGAGACAAGAACUGUCAGCUCCCUCUCCCUCCAGGAUCUAUGGGGUUUCCAAUAGUUGGUGAAACAUUUCAUUGGCUCCUGCAGGGCUCCAGUUUCCAUGCCUCCAGAAGGAAACGGCAUGGGAAUGUGUUCAAGACCCACUUGCUUGGUCGCCCAGUGGUACGUGUCACUGGUGCAGAGCAUCUACGUCGGUUGCUGUUGGAAGAACACAAUUUGGUUGGGGUCAGUUGGCCACAGAGUGUCCAAGUGAUCCUGGGCUCCAGCAGCCUGGCAAACGCCAUUGGAGACAUCCACCAACACAAGAGAAAGGUCUAUGCACAGCUUUUCAGCCAUUCUGCUUUAGAGAGUUACCUGCCACGAAUCAGGCAGGUGGUGAUGGAGACAGUGAGAGAGUGGUGUGCCAGGGAAGGACCUAUCAGUGUUUAUCCUGAAAGCAGGAAGCUCACCUUCUGGAUAGCUGUGUCUGUUCUGCUGGGAUCCUCACCGGGUGAGGAGAAGAUGAUUGAUCUACUCACCACCUUUGAGCAACUUACGAAAAACAUGUUCUCCUUGCCCCUGGAUAUCCCGGGGUCCGGUUACAGAAAGGGUAUACAAGCUCGGGACAGGUUGCAUGAAUAUUUUGGGAAGGUCAUUGAAGAUAUGCUCCAGUCUGAUGCUGAACAUUCAACAGCACUUGGCAUUCUGAUACAGAGCAGCAAAGACCAUGGGAUGGGUAUGAGCAUGCAGGAACUGAAGGAGGCAAUGGUGGAACUGAUGUUUGCUGCAUGUGCUACAACAGCCAGUGCGUGUACCUCCCUUGUCCUGCAGCUACUGAAGAAUCCAGAGGUCCUUACCAAGUUGAGGACGGAUCUGCAGAUCAAAGGAUUCCAGUCUGGAAGCGCAGCACCACUGCGUCUGAGUGACUUCUGUCAUUUACGGUACCUGGACAAUGUCAUCAAGGAAGUGCUGAGGCUACAGCCCCCUGUGUCAGGGGGAUAUCGGGUGGCACUGCAGACCUUUGAGCUGGGAGGCUGGCAGAUUCCCAAAGGAUGGAGUGUCAUGUACAGCAUUCAAGACACACAUAACACCGCCCCUAUAUUUCAACAGCCCGAAAUAUUCGAUCCGGACAGAUUUGCUAAUGAUCUAACAAAGGGCAAGGAGGCGCGCUUUCACUAUUUGCCGUUUGGUGGAGGUGUUCGACGUUGUCUUGGCAAAGAGCUUGCCAAACUCAUCCUCAAAGUCUUUGCCAUUGAGUUAGCCACUGGCAGCCACUGGCAGCUGGCCACUCGAACACUCCCCAAGAUGCUGAUGGUGCCAGUGGCUCACCCGAGCGAUGGGCUGAAAGUGCAGUUUUCGGCUCAGCACUGUAACAACACAUCAGGUGCUGAGGUUCAUUUGGAAUAG